Bursaphelenchus okinawaensis is the source of this 5675-nucleotide messenger RNA. NCBI's taxonomy places the organism in Eukaryota, Metazoa, Nematoda, Chromadorea, Rhabditida, Aphelenchoididae. The record is from the annotation of a GenBank genome assembly.
AUGGAUUACGUGUACACGAUAUUCAACAACUUCAAGUACUUUUACAAUUCAAUGAACCCGGCUACAUUAUCAGGUAGGUGUUUUACUUUGUUUUUUCAAGUUUUAGGUUGAACAUGGUGUUUGAAGACGAAAUGUUGGAUUUUAAAUAUUAAGAGUAGGCUUAGAAUGUUGUUUUUGGUUGUUAAAAUAAUAAGAUUUUUAAAAAGUUGAGGGAAAUGACUAAAAUUUAUGUUAUACAUGACUUGAUUUGGUAUCUUGCUGAAUUUUUAAGUUUUUGAAGCCAAUUCUUAUGGAAAGCAAAGACAUUUUUAAAACAUUAAAUUAGCAUUCUAAUUGACGUUUCAAAAAUGAUUUUAAAUAAAAAUGACCGCUCAAAAAUUUUUAACGGCCUAAAACGAUAAAAAAAUACCAAGUACAAUAUAAAAAUGAAGAAAAGUUGAACUUUUGAAUAGUAAAGGUCAAUGAAAUCUUUUAAAACAUUAAGCACGGUGACUACACAUUACAGCCAAUGUUUUAAAAGUAACUUGGUUGUAAAUUUUUAUUUCAGUGCGAUAUUAUACAUCAAAUUGUACUGGAUUAGAGCUUUUGAAGGCUUGGGCUUUGGUCGAUUAAAAUUUGAGAUAUUUUUAUAAAAUCUUGAUGAUGACGUAUUUUUUGAUUGAUAAGCAUAUCAUUUUAGUAUUAUAAGGUUUUGAUAUUUGAUUUUUGGGCUAUUUUGGUGAAAAAGACCUUGUUUUAGGUAUAUGUUUAGGUUUGAGGUUUGAAAAAUAGAUUUUUUAAAUAUUUCAAUAAAAAAAUCAUUUUAGGAGCCAUUGAUGUGAUAGUAGUUGAACAACCAGACGGCUCAUUACUAUCUACACCGUUUCACGUCAGAUUUGGUAAGCUGUCAGUGUUCAACAGCGACGAGAAGUUUGUCGAUAUUCAAAUCAAUGGCAGUGACAUAGCCAACAUCAAGAUGAAGUUGGGCGAUAAUGGGGUUUGUUUCUUCGUGGAAGAAGUUGAGGACACAGAAGACCUUCCAGAAUACUUGGCCACGUCUCCAUUGCCAGUUACGAGUGAAAGUGAGGCAGAAAACAAACCGACCGGUCGAGCAGAGGUAAAACAACAAAGAGAGGUGAAGCCACAGCCAAGAAGGACGAGGAAACGAGCUGGGAAGGGGGAAAAGUAAGGAAAAUGAUUUGUUAGGUUGGCUAAAAGUUUUUUUCGUUUUUUAUGCUGAAAAAGUUAAUAAAAUUACGACAAAACUUUUUAAAAGGCCGAAAAUUUAAAAAAUUCUCAUUUUCUAAGUUUUAGCUAAUCUUCAAAGCCUAAAACAAUACUUUUCAGAAGCAAAAAACAAGAUUCAACACCAAAGAAACAGUUCUUCCCAGCCCAAGAAGAUAUCAACCCAAAGAAGCGCCUUCCCUUCUCAAGCUCCAUCUUCUCAUGCCGAAAAUACCGAUCUCUCCCGGAUCUAUCGUUCAUUGCCCAGAAUCGUGAAGAGGAAUCAAGUCAAAAAUCAUCGCCAAAGAAGAGUGGCCACAAGAGAAAGCUGACUUUUGGCAAUAUCGACCGAAAUGCUGUCGAAAUGAACAAUCGGUAAGGUUUGGGUAGUGUAAUAUAGGUUUUUGAUUGUUGAUGAAGGGUUAGGGGUGUUUUUUGGUUUGAGGGGGUGUUUUAAUAGAAGGAGUAGGGUAUUAUGGAUGUGUGAUAUUAAUCACGGUUAAAACUUUUGACAUUUAAUAUUGUUUUUGAUUCAGUUUAGGUGUUGGGGUCAAGAUAGGUAGUGUAACAUAUGUUUUUUGUUCUAGAAGAGGUAGAACUCAAAUUUAUAGUCUUUUAGGUUGGAAUAGAAAGAAUAGUGUCUUGGUAACGUAUAUACAUAGAUUUUUUAAUUAAUAUAUUACCUAAACUAUCAUUUAUAGAGCGAUUUCCCACUCCAAAUCGGCUAUUUUGCCAGUUCAAUCGGAAGAAGAACAAGAAAAAGCCCGAAGAGAACAACUAGAACGCACUAAAAUGUACAUUGAUGAUUCCGAUUCUGACGGCGACGACACUAACAUGUCGUCUUCACAACGCCCCAUAUCGGAUAUUGCGGAUGGCGCACUGUCAGACUCGGAAAUCGACCGUCAACGCUACGAUGUCCACAACGAUCCGGAAUGGAAGUGGGGAGAAUACCCGGAAACGAAGAAGUCACAGGAAAAAAGUGGUCGAAAAAAGGAUAAAGAAGAGGUAUGUUUUUAGAUUUGAGAGUUUUCAAUUUUUGACAAAAUGUCAAAAAAUUUAUUGGUUUUUUGGAGGAAAGAGAACGAAAUGUCACAUUUUGAAGGGAUUUACUGUAAAAAUAAAAAAAAUAUUUGUGAAUUAGAGGUUAAAACAGUUACUAUGAUGAAAAAUUUGAUUUUUGGAAGAUUUUACGAAAUGCCACAAAAAUUAUUGAUUUUUCAAAAAUUAGACGAAAUGUCACAUUUUUUCUAAAUUUUGAAAAAUAUAUUGUUUUUAAUACUGAAAAUUGGAUAUAUAAACAUUUUUUUACUAAUAUAAUUUUUUUAGCAAAAACCCGGAGGCUGGAGCUGGUUCCGUUGGCGCUCAAGAGCCCCAGACGACCAGAAAGAGGAAGAAGGUGUACCACUAAGCGCCCUAAUCGAAAAUGGCUCGCAGAUGGACCCAUCUAAAUUAGAAAAAUACUUUGGUACAUCAUGCGCUUCGUCACAAGCUUCAGGAGUGGAUUCAGGCCAAGGUGUGAGCACCGCCACUUCUCCAGCUAGCCCAAUGGGAAUGUCGAUGGAGAGCUUGGUCGAUGAAAACGGUUGUCCAACAACGGCGUCGACUAGUCAAGAGGCGAAAAAGAAGCAUGUGAGUCGACAUUUUUUUGUAGUUUUUAAUUUUGUGAGGAUUGGGGUUGGAAUUGAAAAGUUGACGAAAUGUCACAAUCAGUUUACAUUUCGUCAGUUUUAAAAUUUGUUGGUUUUUCUUGGGUUUGUUGAUGAAAAAUGAUUAGUUAUGGGCUUUAAAUGUGUUUUUAUGAGUUAUAUGGUUUUUUGUUUAAUUAGGACGAAAUGUCACAUUUUUUAUUGAUUUUUAAAUUGUGAAAAUUUUUUUGAAACUUUUUAACUUUUUCGAAUUUUUUAGACAAUGACAAACCAAGAAAUCAAAAAAGCGUUGAAAAAGGAGGAGAUAAUCGAAAAAGAGCUGCUAGCCACCCCCAACACCGAGCCCGACACUCCCCAAGCCGAACAAGCCCAAAAGUCCCUAGCCCAAGACCUAGAGAAGGACCACAAAGACCUAGAAACCACGCCCACGAAACAACGAAGCAUUAGUGGCACCUCCAUCGGCAGUGACAUGAGUUCGGGCGAUGAGGAAGUGGCCGAAUACUUUUAUGGCACCUCCCCCAACGCUGACGGCCGACCGGUCAGAUUCAAACGAACGUUGAGGUUAGAGUCGGAGAAGUUGAAGAAGUUUGGCCUGGAAUACGGAUCGAAUGAGGCUCGAUUCUCAAUUACUACGAAGUUUCAGGUAAGGGAGGAAGGCUCUUUUUUAGAGGGAGGAGGGGUGGUUUUUUGGGGCAAGGGACUUACCCUCUAUUUUCCGUUUUACCCUCCAUUUUCCAGGGCACCGCCUGGUGUUCAUGUCACAUUUACCUCCUAAAGUGGUCCGAACGCCUCGUCAUCUCCGAUAUCGACGGCACAAUCACUCGCUCCGACGUCCUAGGCCAUGUCAUCCCAGCCAUCGGCGGAACCUGGGCCCACGCCGGUGUAGCCGAACUCUACACACGAAUCAAGACCAACGGCUACAGAAUGGUCUAUUUGUCAUCAAGAGCCAUCGGGCAAUCACAUUACACCAAAACAUACCUACAAAGCAUCGCCCAAGGCUCGAAAAUGCUACCGGAUGGCCCAGUCCUCUUGUCGCCAACUAGCGUUCUGAUGGCUUUUAGGAAGUAGGUGGUUUUGUGUUUGAAUAUAAGGUUGAAAAGGGACAGCAGUGUGUGGUCAUGAGUUUGGCAGGGGUGAUUUUUCUGUUUUAUGACUGGUUUUGGAGUGAGAGUUGGGUCCCGGCACGAAAACUUGAUUUUUCGAGGGAAUUUUUACCUUUUAUAUUGAUAUGGGGUUUAUUGUACAAAUUAAAGCCUGAUUUUCAUUUUUAGUACGACUUACUAAUUUUAAAAUGAAAAUGGGUCCCGACACGAAAACUUGAUUUUUGAUUUUUUGGGGAAAUCCUUGCUUUUUCUGUUGAAAUAGAGCUUAUUAUGCACAUGAAAGCAUUUUUUUUAAGUUUCGGUAAAAUAUUAUAAUUUCUGUUUUUACAGUAAAAAAAUUAGGUCCUGGCACGAAAAAUUGAGUUUUUAGUUUUCGCCUUUUAUUUCAAAAAUAAUUUCAUUUUUUCCAGAGAAGUGAUAGAACGUAAACCGGAAGAGUUCAAGAUCGCCUGUCUGACUGAUUUGAAGAACUUAUUCCCAGUAAAACAGCCAUUCUACGCUGGAUUCGGUAACCGUGAAACCGACGUCAAGUCGUACGUAGCAGCUGGAAUCCCACUCGAAAGAAUCCUUAUCAUCAAUCCAGAAGGCAAGCUGAAACGAGCCGACAAGAUUGGAUACGUCUCGUCGUAUUCAUCAAUGGCCAUGGAAACGGUCGAUUAUCUGUUCCCACCACUCAUGAAGGCAGAAUUCGUGAAAGCAGCGUUGGAAUCGGAAGAGGAGAGGGCCUGGUCAUUGCUACACACUAACUUCACGAAACCAGAAAAGUAUAGGUAAGAGAGUUUUUAACAAAUGAGGGGGUUAUUUAUGACAAGGAUGAGGUUUAGUAGGCUGAGGCUUAGUGGGCUUUUAGGCUUAUUAGAUUUAGGCUUAGUAGGUUUAGGCUUAGUAGUCUUAGGCUUAGUAGGUUUAGGCUUAAUAGUUUUAGGCUUAAUAGUCUUAGGCUUAGUAGACUUAGGCUUAGUAGGCUUAGGGUUAGUAGGCUUAAUAGUCUUAUGCUUAGUAGGAUUAGGCUUUGUAGGCUUAGGCUUAGUAGGUUAAGCUUAAUAGGCUUAGGCUUAUGCUUAGUAGACUUAGGCUUAGAAAUCUUAGGCUUAGCAGCUAGUGUAGUACUAGGGGACUUGUAAGCGAUUAAUUUCAUAUAAAAAAGUUAUGACACAUAAAGUGUGAUCCCCCGCGGAAAAAUAGAGCCAAAUCCCAGCACUCGCAGUCAUUUGUUGGGUCGUUUUACACCGAGGCAAAUAUUGUAUAAGGCCAUAAAAUUACAUAAGAAGACGUUACGUAAUACGAUUUCUUGCAGUUUCUCUAAGGCGAUCUUGUUAUGUUAUUAUAUUAGGUAAUAUGGCAGAAGUUUUUGAAAAUUUGUUACCUAAAAUAUAUAUUUGGGUCAUCAUAGACGCUAAUGAUCAUAAACAAUAUAUUAUACCACAUGAUGGGGGACGGAUGUUGGUUUUUUCUUAUUUUUUAGGGGAAGUGGGUUAAAAUUGGGUUUUUUAAGUGGGGCGGGGUAAAAAAAAUUUUUUUUUUUGAAAUUUUUUGAAUUUUUUUUUUCAUUUAGCGUUUUUUUAAAAUUUUGUCUAAAUCGAUCAUUUCCAGUUCGUUCACUCACUGGAGAGCGCGUCCAGACGAUUACUUGGACGACCUGGAAGUCGAAGCCUACGAAUCAAGGAGGAAAGACGUAUUGGCGGCCGAAAGAGAACGAAAAGGCUCCAAGUCCAAGAAGUAG